This is a messenger RNA of Schistocerca nitens (vagrant locust), 7640 nucleotides long. It is a transcript of the gene cno, whose product is annotated as afadin. Gene Ontology annotation, molecular function: cell adhesion molecule binding. Gene Ontology annotation, cellular component: adherens junction. The coding region runs from base 16 to 6471 and encodes 2151 amino acids. Gene Ontology annotation, biological process: regulation of protein localization; signal transduction. Lineage: Eukaryota; Metazoa; Arthropoda; Insecta; Orthoptera; Acrididae. The record is from RefSeq and is a predicted model, not a curated record. The transcript is spliced from 35 exons.
UUUUUCAAGUAUUUGAUGCAGAUCAUGAUGAACGGCGGCGUCGUGUCGGAGGCUGCGGCCAAGAAGCAGCAGGAGCGAGAGACGCUGCGCAGCGUGAUCCAGCAGUGGAACGCCAACAGGCUGGACCUUUUCGAGCUGUCGGAGCCCAACGAGGACCUGGAGUUCCACGGGGUGAUGCGGUUCUACUUCCAGGAUUCUGGGCAGAAGGUAGCCACAAAGUGCAUCCGUGUCGCAUCCGAUGCCACCACGCAGGCCGUCAUCGAGACCCUGGUCGAGAAGUUCCGGCCAGACAUGCGUAUGCUCUCUGUUCCUGAGUAUGCGCUUUAUGAGAUCCAUGAGAAUGGAGAAGAGAGGAGGUUGGGAAUGGACGAGAAACCUCUGUUGGUACAACUCAACUGGCACAUCGAUGACAGAGAAGGCCGAUUCCUCCUCAGAAGAAUUGAUGACAAAACAAAUGUACCUGCUGUGGGCUUCCAGGAGGGUGGUUCGAGCUUCAGGCGGAAGCUCUCAAAACGUGAGAAAAAGCAGCUCAAGAAACAAGAGAAACUCAACAAGCUUAAGGCUGCUGCUCCUGCUGCCACAAAGGAAGUAAAUGAUGGAGGAGUGGCUGAGAAAUUAUACACAGAACUCCCAGAAACGAGCUUCACUCGCUCAAUCUCGAACCCAGAGGCCGUCAUGAGAAGAAGACGGCAGCAGAAGCUAGAGCGUAAACUUCAGCAGUUUCGUAGUAAGGAUGGAGGGCCUGACACAGGUGGAACACUGAAGAUCUAUGGAGAGAGCCUGUGUCGUGACGUACCUUACAAGACCCUGUUGCUGUCUGUCCGUGACACUGCGCAGCAGGUUGUGCGAGAGAUGCUAGAGAAAUAUGGACUUGAGAAGGAAGCGGACCCUUCGAAUUAUUGUCUUGUUCAGGUGAACACAGCAACCCCAGCUGAUGCAGGCGAAAGCAAAGAAUAUCAUGGAGGAACCAACAACAGGGAAUACAUCUUGGAUGAUGAUGAAUGUCCACUUGCUAUAUUGAUGAACCAUCCAGCAUCAAGGGGCUCCAUCAUGUUCCACGUGCGCCGGCGGCCUGCGGACUACCACCCCCGCAAGCGCAAGAAGAAGCCGCUGCAGAAGUGGAACAAGGGCAGCGAGCUCAGCGACUACCGCUACGAGGAGGGCUACGACCGCCUGCCCUUCUUCCUCGAGCUGAACCCAGAUGGGUCUGAUGUGGUGAGUGGGGUCCCGAAGCGCCACCGCCUGCAACCCAAUGUGACGGAGGUAGGCAGCGAGCGGCCGGCAGGGCCUGCUGGGCAGCAGGCGCAGUCACUACAGCUGUUUGGACCCAACAUCAGGCCACGACACUGUGUUGUCGCCCAUACUGAGGGCAUCGUCACUGUCACCCCCUGUUCUCGGGAUGCCGAGACCUACGUUAACAACCAGCGCAUCUACGAGACAACUAUCCUGCAGCAUGGUUCAAUCGUGAAGUUUGGCCGUAUUCACAGCUUUAGGUUUAUCGAUCCUUCUCAUGAUGACAGGACGAGGCAGCGGCAUGACAGUGCUCGGCAGGCACUUGACUAUUCGUAUGAUCGUCAGUCUUCCCGAGGUGACGACGCUGUUAGCCACGGUGGUGCCUCCACACCAGCACAUAGUGGUGGAGGCCAGAACGGUUCCCCUCCACAGAACUAUGAGACGACAUUUGAUGUGGAUGGUAACGUUGAAACUGUGUCUACAUCUAGUCUGGGUAACAAAGAGGAAACACGUUCACAGAGGUCUGUUGGAAGCAGUAAUGGUAACAGGCUAUCAAACUACGAGCGGUAUCCAAGAGGAUCGGAUCCAAUUUUACCUGCAGUGCUGGAGUUCAGGGAGGAGACGGAGGACGACUUCUUACACGCAGUGAUAACAAGCCUUGACCCUUCUGGCCCACAUUUCAAACUGGCACCCACGUAUACCUUGUACUUAGUUGCAAGGUACCGUGCCUCUACCCACUACAGGCCUGAGCUGACACCCACAGAAAGGGCACACAGGCUCACAAUGCUUCUUGCCAGGGUUGCCGCCACGAUCCAUAAUGUCAUACAGGAGAGGUACAAUGAUGCCAAGUCGUUAGCAUUCUGGAUGGCAAACUCAUCAGAACUGUUGCAUUUCCUAAAGUCUGAUAGACAUAUCUCGGCAUUCUCACUAGAUGCUCAGGACAUACUGGCAGAGUGUGUUCAAAGUGCAUUCAGGAACCUUGUAACAUGUCUGCAGAAUGAUUUGGCUAGUGUUAUGCCAAGUUUUAUGUCAGAAAGUGAUGAAUCCGGUCUCGAGGAGGAUGGAGCUGCGUACCAAAAGGUUCUCCAAGUCUUGGCAUCCGCAAUGGAGUUGUUGAGGAGAUGCAGAGUGAAUGCAGCUCUGACCAUCCAGCUGUUCUCACAACUGUUCUACUACGUGAACACCUGGUCCUUCAAUGCUGUAGUGACGGGCUCCGGUUACUGCAGCCGCGAUUGGGGUCUGAGGUUGAAGUCGCGGCUGGCGCAGCUGGAAGUGUGGGCCGAGCGACAGGGGUUGGAACUUGCGGCGGACUGCCAUCUUGCUCGAAUAAUUCAAGCUGCUCAUUUGUUGCAGGCACCUAAGUACAAUGCCGAGGAUCUCAGUGCACUAGUCUCUACAUGUUUCAAACUGAACUCACUGCAGAUGAGAGCAUUACUCAGUAAAUAUCAGCCUGCUCCUGAUGAACCACGUUUGACGCCAGAACUAAUUGAAAACUGUGUCAGGAAAGCAGAAAGUAAUGCAGAUGAACUGGUGCGCCAGGACGGACGUGAAAUUCAGUUGGAAGAAGAACCUGAACUGAGAUUUGCUUUUUUACUACCAGAGGAUGGCUACAGCUGUGAUGUUGUUCGUGGGCUUCCACAAGGCCUGACGGACUUCUUGGCACCACUCCAGCAAGCUGGUCUUUGUAGGCUGACACCACAGCCAACUUCUGGUGGCCUGUGGACCAUAUAUAUGGGGUCCACACCACACCAUGACCAUGCUGGAGCAAGAAGCCCAAGUGCUCUCAGCAAUCGUUCUGGAGGUUACCCUGCUCAUGCACAGCCGCAACAUCCUCUGCCAGAACCUGAGAUAAAAGUCAUCAAACUGAAUAAGUCAAACAAUGGGAUGGGCCUCAGCAUUGUAGCUGCAAAGGGAGCUGGACAGGACCGUCUAGGCAUCUACAUCAAAUCUGUUGUGAAAGGAGGAGCAGCUGAUGCUGAUGGUCAGUUGCAGGCUGGAGACCAAUUGCUGAAAGUUGAUGGACAGAGCCUGGUUGGAAUCACACAAGAGAAGGCCGCUGAAUAUUUGGUACGUACUGGCCCCACCGUUACACUGGAGGUGGCAAAACAGGGAGCCAUUUACCAUGGCCUGGCUACAUUGCUCCAACAGCCAUCACCAGUCAUGGGCAGAGCGACAGCUGGGCCCUCUUCUGCCCCUCGGCCCCGACCAAAAUCUGAACUGGUGACGUCAGCCCAUCCCCUGCACAAGCCACCAGCAGAUCCCCCGUCAGCAUCGUCUGUGAUGCACUUGCCAUCAUCGGUGUCGUACCAGGAACGUCUCGUCGAAUGGAGCAACACAGGACCACGACGAAUGAGUGAACGUGAUCUGCCAUCGAGAAUCAUGAAUGACCAAAGUCACACGAUUGACCCCAGAAGAAAUGUAAUGCCUCAUGCUCCAAUUCAGAGUUCAAAAUCAGUACCUUCUCUUAACAGUGGUAACGGAGACAUAAGUGCAGGGAGAACGCAGGCAGUAGGGCAGCAUGAGGUAUUCAACCCUGGUUAUAGUCGCACCUCUUCAACCAACAGUAUACCACAAAAGUCGUAUGAUGGACCUCCGCACCAGCACAUACCACCACAGCACCAGCCAACUGUGAAUGGACCUACUGCCCUCAGGUCAAAAUCUAGUCAGAAUUUGAGUGACACUCGCACCCUGCCACCGUCUGUACCCGUUUCCCGGCAGGCAUCAAAUCCUGCACUUCAUGCGCAUCAGGUGGCACAACCACAGCAGCAGAAUGCUCCCCAGCAUGGUGUUGGUGGAGAAAGUGAACGAUUCUACCAAAACCUCAGCAUCUAUCGUAACCAAGAGGUGCACAAUGGAGGCUACCCUCCCUCGAGUCCCAUUCGUGGAAGUGGUCCUCCAGGACAAGGCGGGAAGAUGCCAAGUCCACAAGGUCACUACCAUGAUGCAUCACAUCCAGCUUAUACUGACAGGAGUCCACCACAUCCACAGAAGACUGGAUUACGUGGGUCACAGUCGUCCCUGCAUCGGACACCUGAAAUGCCAGUGAAUGCUAGGGAUCUCAGAGACCGGCCCACAUCUGCGUACAUUCCACAGAAAGACCCAUAUGGCAGCCCACAGCAUGCCCAGGGAAUGACAGCAAGAUCUCAAUCUACAAGAGACAUGUUGCGCCAGGAAGCAAAAUUGCAUGAGAUGCAGGAAGAAGUCAGAAGGCGUGAAAUGCGAGGCAUUACUUCUCCACAACUUCACCAUCCACCACAUCUGACUCGUCCACAAAUGCUGCCAAAUAUGCCUCGUGUACCAAACACAACCUACAAUUAUCCAUCAUCACCACAGCAGCAAGUACUGGAACAGGGUUACCACCACUCUCAUCACCCGAUGUCACCUACUUCUCCGACAUACAGGCCGGGUUAUGCACCCCCUCCAACAGCACCCAAACCUUCACGCCAACCAUCAGAACUACCUCAGAUGAUGCCAGCUCAGUAUCACCACCAUCACCAUCACCAACAGCAGGCACAACAAACUGAACACGGGUUGUACCGUGAAAGUCCACCACCUCCUCCACCACCUACCUCCACGCAUCCUCUUUAUCAGGGUCAGCAGCAACACCCGCCCUCUCUGCAGCAGCCGCAGCAACAGCAACAACAACAGGAUCACAGAUCUGUUAAUGAUAACAGAUAUGCUGCCAGCAUGGCUGAUCCUCCACGAGGCUCCUACUACCCCUCAUCAACUGGCAAUACUAACCAACCACCACGUCAGUAUCAGUUCAGUGCAACUAAUCCAUGGGAACGAGAAGAACGUGAAAAGGAGAUGCAACGGCGCCGUGAGGCUGCUCGCAUGUGGCGGGACCAGCAAAUAGCAGAACUUUCAGCUCUGCCGCAGCGUACAGCACAGCAGGAGGAACAGCUGCGCGCACUGAAGCUUGAGAGGGAGUUCCAGCGCCGAGCUGAGGAGGCUGCCAAGCAGGAUGAAGAUGAGGAGGGUGAUGAAGACCAGGAGAGCAUCGAACGUGUGCAAGGCCUUCUGCGCAUGGCGACACUGCAAUCUGAUGCGAGUCCUAAGCCACCACAGCCAACAACGCAACCUUCACAAAACUCAUUGCCACCACGUCCCCCUGUUCAGCACCAGCAGCAGCAGCAGCAACAACAACAACAGCAGCAGCUGCAGCAACAACAACAACAACAACAACAACAACAAGCUGCAGAUGAUAGUGUUGCAAGAGAACGAGCAAGACGUGAGCAAGAAGCAGCUGCUGCACGUCGCAGGCAGGCGGAACUUGAACAGGAGGAGCGUGUGAGGGAAGCAACACAUCGCAGGGAAGAAGAACUGCGACAGAAACACAUGCAGCAGCAGCACCAGAUACAGCAGCAGCAGCAACAGCUGCAGCAGCACCAGCAGGUGUCUCCACCUUUACGGCAGCCCACCAUGGCUCCCAAACCUGGCCCAUUGCGGCUAGAAAGCCUCACAAGCAAUGGUCCAGCUUCUCCACCAGGUGGUCGCUAUCGCCACUACAAUGGAUACCCGCCGCCACCACCAGCAAAUGCUGGGCCGGGGGCAUCAUCUCCUAUGGGUGCUGUCACGGAGAACAGCACAGGUAGCAGUGGUGGUGCAGCACAGCGCCUAGAUUCCCUGCUUGCCUCACCUCCUCCGCCACAGCCACCUGAGAGGGGCUCUUCCUUUGCUGUCAUGUCGCAGCAGCAGAGUGUGCUACGGGCCACAGCUGGAGGACAGGCACAUGGCCACGUUUCCACACCUGUUUCUUCUCCUGUAGCCACGACGACCACAACAACUGUCAAGAGAGUAUCAUUCCAUGAUCCGCCGCCCACUUCCUCUCCACCUGCCCCACCGAGCCAGCCACCGCCUCUUGACCAAAUUCGUGAAGAUCCCAAUCAUUUCAUAAAUGAAGCAGAAACAUUGUUGGCAUCACCAAAGAGUCCAGAAGGAGGCUCUUUCCCAAGCAACACGCCAGGUGUUAUAGGUGCUCAGGAAGUUUACAAGGAUCCUAGGGCACGAUUAUUGGCCGCUCAACAACAGCAAAAGAUGUCAACAAGGAUUGGCCAAGUACCAGAAAAGCUGAGCUUUAAGGAGAAGAUGAAGAUGUUUGCGAUGGAAACUGGUGAAGAUGGAACACCACGUGAUAAAGUAAAAAUAUCUAGAGCGCAAAGAGAAAUAGACAAUUUGGCAGCUGGCGCUAACACUCCUACAAGCAAUAACAAUGGCACGCCUAGUGCAUCUCAGUAAUGCUACGAAAGGUGGAAGAGUGCUAAACGAUAUUGGAGUGAACUGUGUUAAGUCGCAGAAAAGCCAGUCCUGUGUACAUUUUAAAAUUUUUCAAAGGCAUUUCUGUGUGUAAUGCGAAUAGCAUUUCUAGUGUUAAAACAAGUUCAAGCCCCCCAGUGGUAACAUUUCUAAGACUGAAAUGUGUGACAUAGUUGAAAAUAAUGAGGCCUUAAAGCAUUUUAUUUCAGUGUUACAGUUUUAUUCAAAUGUACUCUUUAUGUAAUAAAUAUGCUUCAUUAUUUUCCUGCCAUAAAAUUUGAAGUAUUUUUACAGAAGACCUAAAAGGUUAAAUGAUAUAGACGGAUCUUUGUUUCUCUGUUAUUUUUUUCUAUAGUACAACUUCUUGAAAAUGUUUUAUCUAUAAGAUUUUGCACUCUUAUGUUUUAUGGUUAAGAAGGCUGCUGCUGCUUCUUCUUCCCCACAUCCCAGAAGCAAAGCAGAUGUGUAUGCUUUGUUAACAGUGCAUUCUUUCAAAUCAUUCUUUAUUGUUUGUAAAGAUAAUAAUUGUUAUCUAGCAUGUUGUUACAGAGACAGUUAUAUGUAAAACAAGAGCUGGAGGCAUUUGUAGGGACCAUAUUGUUGAUAUAUAACAAAGAAUUUUAAUUAAUUUUAUUCUGUUAUUCAUGUCUAUUAUCUGUUUGAAACCAUUAUUGCUAUAUGUGAAAUGAGUGAUGUACUCCUGCAUUAACAUGAGUUCGUGACUCAGAUAUCACCUUAGAAUGUUGCCCAAUGCUCUACUCAGUGAUAUAUUAUUGUUUUUAUCAUAUGAUUUGUCCCUUCCCUACUAUUCCCAUGGCAAUACUUUGAUAUGCCAGUACAACUCCAUAAUUUUCCUAAAAGAGUAAAGAAUAUAUUGCACAUAUGUGAUUAAAGAGAACUGUUAUAUAAAAUGCUUCUAAGAAAAUAGUUUUUUUCGACAAGAUGUGAUGCUUUGUUUGAGGUCAGUGAAAGCUAGAGAACUUUUAUUUUGUGGUCAGCCCAAAGCUGCAAAUCAUAUCACAUGUACAAUGCUAAUGUAAUCCCUCCACUGUGUACAUAAAAUCCUUGUAUCUAUGUAAAGACAACAUACAGAUAUUUGUGUAUAGAAAUUUAAUUUUUAUUAUUUGAAAUAAAGUUACUCUCAGUUACAU